Molecule: messenger RNA, 2475 nt
Organism: Cyprinodon tularosa
Lineage: Eukaryota; Metazoa; Chordata; Actinopteri; Cyprinodontiformes; Cyprinodontidae
Gene: slc39a4
Product: solute carrier family 39 member 4
Exons: 12
Coding region: 117-2138 (673 amino acids)
Biological process (GO): intracellular zinc ion homeostasis; zinc ion import across plasma membrane
Cellular component (GO): membrane
Molecular function (GO): zinc ion transmembrane transporter activity
Source: RefSeq, a predicted model, not a curated record
GGUGAGACUAUGGAGGUGUUUCAGGAGUAUAUCUACGAGCUGAAGCUCCACACAGCUCAAUAUUUUCCAACUGCAGCAGGUUUUAACUUAGAUCCCUGGCCGAAGAAAGUUUUAAGAUGAAGCCGUUGGUCCUGCUGCUCUUUUCCAUUUGCUGUUUUCCGGGUUCGGUUGGUUCCGCUUCGCCUGUGGAAGACGCGUAUAACGCGGUGAUCAGCGUCGUUGCUCCGGGGCAGCGCUUUCUGACCGGAGAGUCCCUUCGCUCCCUUUUUAAUACCCUGCAGGAUCGUGUGCAGUGCGGCGAGGUGCCGUGUGAAAAGUGUGAUCUGGCUGCUGCUGUUGAUCAGCUCAUCGGGAAUCACUCCAGCCAUGCGGAGGAAGCACAUGAGAAAAUCGAGGCAAACGAGACUGUCAGUGUGUCUCAGUUCCCAGCUCUUGCUGCAGGCAGCGUCCUCUAUCUCAUCUCGCCUGACUUGGUCUGUGCUGCGAUUGGAGAGGGGAAAUGGGCAGAGGAGAAGGAGCGUUUCCUUCACAAAUUUACCCAUAUGGACCACCACAAACAUGUUCACAGUCACAUAGGCAUUAUUGGACUUGAGGGUGUGAUUCAGGAUCUGCGCAACCACUAUGAGCCUUCAGAUGAUAAGAACUGUGUAACAGCUAGUGGCAUCAUGAUGGAGGUUGACCCAGCGUCAUCAGAUCAGAUACAGGAAGUAGGUGCAGUUUUGGGGCGUGUAUUGUACCACGCCCUCCUUGGUCAUUGCUUUGGUCAGCCCCUACCAGAGGAGAGCUUUUUCCUGGAUUUUGUCAUGACUCAACUUGGUUCAGAAAAUUUCACUGUUCAUGAUUUAGAGGUUCUCAUGAAGAGCCUUAAAAUUGGACCAGAGGAGGACCACGAUCAUGAUCAUGACCAUAUUGAAGAUGCUAAAAAUUAUCAGAGGAAGCAGAGAGGACAAGUGCGUCAUGUAGGAGAUCAAACUAACAACACCUGGGAUGAGCAAUGUUUCACAGCUGAAGAAUUGGUCCAGAUCUAUGGUCUGUCUGAGGAAAGUUCUGGAAUGGGAAGAUCUGGCUUUGCAAAGCUGAGUCCUGCAUUGGUCCAGCAGAUCCUGAGUGGAUCAUGCUCAAAGGUUAUAGAACCAGCAACCUCCGAUCAGCUCUCCAAAACUGAGAAAUACCUCUAUGCGACCCUCGCCAAUAUUGUCAUUACCCUCAUGGCCAUUUUAGGCGUUGCGAUCCUACUGUGUACCUCGUGUACCAGUGUUUUCCAGAUCUGUAUCCAGUUCUGUAUCAGCAUGGCUGUGGGUUCUCUGACUGGGGAUGCCCUGCUGCACCUCAUACCAUCGGUUCUGGGCCUACAUGUUCACUCAGGGGACGAUGACCACGAUCACCAACAUGAGGAAACCCCAGAUUAUACAUAUAAAAUGCUAGCGGUGAUUGGUGGGAUCUACGCAUUUUAUCUGAUGGAAUCCAUCUUCUCAAUGAUCACAAAUGAAAGGAAUAAUCAUCAUGAGGAAGAGUCUAACCCUCACCACUGUGACCAUGCUGGGGUUUUAGAGAUGUAUCAACAGGAGAAGAAACAGAAAGAUAAGUUACAGUCUUCAUCAAAGGCAGAUCUGGUAGAUACUGAAGGGGAAGAAAAAAUCAAUUUAGAGCUGAAAAAACAAAAAAGAGAAAAGAGCCUACUGCCUUACAUGAUAACCAUUGGGGACGGGAUACACAACUUUGCAGACGGAUUAGCAAUAGGUGCGGCUUUCUCUAUGUCAUGGAGGUCUGGUCUUUCCACAUCCCUGGCUGUACUCUGCCAUGAACUCCCACAUGAACUUGGGGAUUUUGCCGUCCUGCUUCACAGCGGCUUGUCUGUCCGAAAUGCAUUGCUUUUAAACCUGGGCAGUGCUCUGACCUCAUUUAUUGGGCUGUAUAUCUCUCUGUCUGUAGCCACUGACCUUGCAACCCAACAGUGGAUAGGUGCAGUAGCCGCAGGGCUCUUUCUAUAUGUCGGUCUGGCUGAUAUGCUCCCUACGUUGAUCCAUGCUCACAGUAAGAGACAAUGGCAGAAAUUCCUGAUUCAGAAUGCCGGCCUCCUAACUGGUUGGAUUAUCCUGCUGUUGCUGUCACUAUACGAAGACAAAAUUAGCAUUUAAAAGUUUUUUUUUUUAAUCUGCUCUUAUUGUUAAUUUUGUUUGCAAAAACCUUGUUAAGCAUUUGGAAAAUAAUAAAUCUUAAUACGUUCAUUUUUUGUCAAAAUAUUUCCUAAAGGGGUCACAAGAGGACAACAAGCAGCCAUAGGUUCCUUGCAUCCUAUCUAUCCGUUCAUAUUGAAGAUCCAGAGUGUAUAGGAUGGUGUUACAUCCUGGAAAGGUUGCCUGUUUAUGAGUAAAGCCUCUUGUGUCCUCUGUUGUUCUUUACUGUUGUUCCGUUGACACCGAUUGAGAACACUUCAAAAGGAAGCAAAAGAAUCAGUAAGGUUAUAUAACCUAA